AUUUUCAAAUUAUUGCUUUUAAAAAAAAUAGAAAAAAUAUGUUAAUUAUGUCUAUUCAAAGUAAAAUUCAAACAACAUUGAAUUUUAUUUCUCUAGACAUAAUGUUUAAUCAAAGAGUACCUAUAACAAUACCUACCUAUAACAGUUUUUAAUUAAAUCAUGAUUGGCCGAGCAUAUCGGAUUGCCUGUGCAACUUGCAAGGCCAGCUGUUAUCAGAAUCAUAUCUUUAAAAAUUUUAAAAUCUAAUCUACUGUUUUACCACUUAAGUUUUAUACAAAGUUAUCUAAAUGGGUUUUAGCUAGUAAGCCAUAACAAAACUUAAACUAAGCAAUUUAAACUGCAUAAGUUUUUGUGUAGUAAUUUGGUGUAAUUUAUAUAUAACCAAUUUUGAUGGUGCUACGGGUGCUACAACAAACUUAAAACUGAAAUUCAAACCAAGUUCCCAAUUAAAAAAAAAUAGAAAUGGAUUCAACACAUGUAAAGAAAGUUCAAGAACUGAAAUCAAAAAUAAAAAGCUACCCGGACUUUCCUAAAAAAGGAAUUUUAUUUUGGGACAUUUUCUCUGCCAUAUCUGAUGGACCAACAUGCAAGUUACUACAAGGUCUGCUAGUAGACACUAUUCGCAGCAAGUACCCAGAUGUUGAAGCAGUAGUGGGGUUGGAGUCCCGAGGGUUCCUGUUCUCAUUCUCCGUGGCGGCCGAACUUGGCAUUGCAUGCCUGCCCGUGAGGAAGAAAGGGAAGUUACCUGGGGAGGUGUUUUCACACAAAUAUGACUUGGAGUAUGGUUCUGAUGUUCUAGAAAUACAGAAGAGCUCAAUACAUCCAGGUCUCAAAUGCCUCAUAAUAGAUGACCUAUUAGCCACCGGUGGGUCCAUAGCAACUGCAGCCAAAUUACUUCAAGCCUGUGGAGCCAAUGUUGUAGGAAGCCUUGUUAUCAUUGAGUUGACGUCUUUGAAGGGGAGGAAGAACAUUCCAGAAGAUAUCUCUGUACAUUCUUUGAUAACAUAUGAUUAGCAUUGUAUGCUAUUUUUUUAUUUUUUUGGAAAGGUUCGUUCGUAUAGUACUUGGCAAGAAACUAAAGGCAUGACCUUGAAUGCACAGAACUCAUUAUUUGGUUCAUGAAGUAGAAGUAUGGAGAGUUCAUUUCUAAUACUUACUUGAAGCAAAUACCUAAAUUGGUCAGGUGGGGGGCUUCAGCCGUGGCUAGUUACCACCCUAUCGGCAAAGCUGUGCUGCCAAGCGACUUCUAGCGUUCACUAAAUGGGUAUGGGUUUAAUAAAAACUGCCAUAUUUCCAGAUUAGCCUCCUUCCAUCUUGGACUGUAGCGUCACUUACCACCAGGUGAGAUUACAGUCAAGGGCUAACUUGUUUCUGAGUAAAAUAAAAACCUACUUAUCGCUAUAGACUAACAAAUUAGAACAUCCCACUGUGGUCCGAUCUCUUUCUCUUACUAGGCAGUUGAAGUGGGAUAGUGAUAAGUAUAGGUUUUGCUUCAAGUAGGUAUUACAAGUAAGCAAUCCAGGUGUAUUUUGUAGAUUCAUGAUUGGGUGUCAUUAGAGGGGUGCGAUGGGUGCAGUGUCCGUGAUUGGUUGGCUGUCAUAUCACGUCAUACUCACCCUUCCGCAUUGGUUAGCGCGCGUCUUCGUAGUCUGCCACACACACAUCAAUCAUUUAUAGAGCGUGUGGGCGAUUGUACGUGUGCGAAAGUAUCUUUGAACCUCAUGCCUUGAGAUCCGUGCCGUAUACUAUACCUGUUAGAAACUGAAAGGGUGACAUAGUUUGACUAUGAUUGCAUUGUAAAGUUGAGAUCUAUAAAGUGUACUUUGACUUAGCUUAGACUUAUGUCACUGUUAAAACGAGACAGCGUUAUGUGGUUGGCAUAAGUUUGUCUCGUUUUAUCUAUAACUUAAGUCACGCCUUGUAGAUCUCAACCUAAGUUAGGUGAAAUGUUUUUGAUAAGUUUUUAUACAUAUUUUUUACAAUCAUUUUAAAUGAUUUAUUACUAAAUGUAAUAUUUUCUGACAUAUCAGUUCAAUUUUUAUGAUAAUUGUAUAUGAAAGCUCAAUUUUUCUAUUUUAUGUACAUAUAAAUCUCUAGGAUAAAAUAGGUACAUAAAGAUACAUUCCACAUUGAAAAUAAAUCAUUAUUGAUACAAAGUAUUUUUAAAAUGUAUAAUUUUAUCUAAGUAAGUAAGAUUCAGUUUUAUUAACAGCAACAAUUUAAAUCCACAUGUUACAUUAUUAAUUAUUGUAUUGUUAAAAUUCACUGCAUAUUUUAAAUCCUUAUGUACAAAAUAUUUGAAAGAAAAUAUGGA
Maniola jurtina (meadow brown) is the source of this 2314-nucleotide messenger RNA. RefSeq names its product adenine phosphoribosyltransferase (gene Aprt). Bases 463 to 1014 code for a protein of 183 amino acids. NCBI's taxonomy places the organism in Eukaryota, Metazoa, Arthropoda, Insecta, Lepidoptera, Nymphalidae. Gene Ontology annotation, biological process: AMP salvage; adenine salvage. The record is from RefSeq and is a predicted model, not a curated record. Gene Ontology annotation, molecular function: adenine binding; AMP binding; adenine phosphoribosyltransferase activity. The transcript is spliced from 3 exons. Gene Ontology annotation, cellular component: cytoplasm.